GUUGUUCGACCGUUUUGCUGUCAGUCGAUUGUGAACCUUCAAAGGGAUGACAUGGAGACAAAGAUGGAACCAAUAGAUGUAACGGAAGCAAUGAAGUCGUUAUUAUGGAACAGACAAUUGCUAAAAUACGUUGGAGUUUGGCCACUCGAGAUUUCUCAUGCACUUUUUCUUUUUUUUUUUAUUUAUCUCUUCCUACAUUGUUCGUUGACAUUUGUCGAAUUGGGCCAUGGUAAACACGAUUUCGAAGUCAUCAUGGCAAUUUUCACCGAAAACGUAUUGCUUCUAAUGACCUUAUCGAAAAUAACCAUGUGUUGGAUACACAGACAAUCAUUAGGACGUUUGCUCGCCGAAGUACAAAAUAAUUUCAUCGUAGACAAGUACAAUACGUUUGAGAAGAGAUUCAUUUUCGAGAAAUAUACCAAAUUGGCGAAAUAUUAUGUUUUAGUAGCUGUAAUCACGAUGUCAUUUGCUACUACAUUUUAUUACGUCCAUGCGUUACUGCCUAAUGUGAAAAUGGCGAUGAGUAAUUCGUCAUUGAGUUACAAACUACCGUACAAAACACGAACCAUAACCGAUAUACGCGAUGUUAAGAUCUAUGUUUGUCUCUGCAUUUAUCAGUUUUUGGUACCACCAAGUAUUGUACUAGGUUUUGUCGGAUUCGAUUGUUUGUUUACCAAUCUCGCAUUUCAUAUUACCGCACAAUUUGGAAUUCUAAGCUGUAUGCUCAGAGAAAUUCUCGACGAUUCUAAUGGUUUUCAACGUAAUAUAAGAGAACUUGUACUUCGACAUUACAAAUUGAUAAGACAAGCAAAAACUUUGGAAGAUAAUUUUAAUGUAAUAAUAUUGCAACAAUUAAUGGGAACGACGUUUCAACUUUGUGCAUCUGGUUACAAUACACUUUUGGGUUCAAUUGACAAAGGAGGAUUGACGUUGUUUGUAUUCUAUUUUUAUGCUUCGAGCACAUUGAGUACAUUGUUUAUUUAUUGUUAUAUCGGCGAGUGUCUUAUUCAGGAGAGUUCGAACCUGAGCAAUGCAUUUUAUCGUUACGAAUGGUAUAACGUGUCACCGAUCAAUUUAAGAAUGGUUAAAAUAUGUAUGUUGCGAAUGAAGAAACCACAGCAACUAACUUCCGGUAAAUUUUUCGUUUUGUCAUUGGCUUCUUUUACCGACAUUCUAAAAACUACGAUGGGAUAUCUGUCAUUACUACGAACACUUCUAUGAAGAAUUUUUCUUUAUUCAAUUUGGUUCUUUUAUUACUAAGAUCACUUUUAUUUUUCA
Molecule: messenger RNA, 1278 nt
Organism: Vespula pensylvanica (western yellowjacket)
Lineage: Eukaryota; Metazoa; Arthropoda; Insecta; Hymenoptera; Vespidae
Product: odorant receptor 85c-like
Exons: 7
Coding region: 52-1221 (389 amino acids)
Biological process (GO): sensory perception of smell; detection of chemical stimulus involved in sensory perception of smell
Cellular component (GO): plasma membrane
Molecular function (GO): odorant binding; olfactory receptor activity
Source: RefSeq, a predicted model, not a curated record